Molecule: messenger RNA, 528 nt
Organism: Erigeron canadensis
Lineage: Eukaryota; Viridiplantae; Streptophyta; Magnoliopsida; Asterales; Asteraceae
Product: disease resistance protein RPV1-like
Exons: 1
Coding region: 1-528 (175 amino acids)
Biological process (GO): signal transduction
Source: RefSeq, a predicted model, not a curated record
AUGGCUUCUUCUUCUUCAAUAUCUUCUUCAAGUGUUGUACCAACAAGAAAAAAAGGAGGAUGGACGUAUGACGUUUUUCUAAGUUUCAGGGGUGAAGAUACCCGCAACAACUUUGUUGAUCAUCUUUAUGCAGCUCUAGUUCAGAAAGGCAUUCACACCUUCAAAGACGACGAGAUGCUCGGUGGAGGCCAACCCAUUUCAGAAGAACUUGUGAAAGCCAUCAAAGAAUCAAGGUGGGCUGUUGUUGUUUUCUCUAAAAACUAUGCCACCUCUUGUUGGUGUUUGGAAGAGCUUUCCUACAUCAUGGAAUGCCAGGAUCAGAUGGGGGGUCAGAAGAAGUUGUUACCAGUGUUCUACCAAGUCGAUCCGUCUGAUGUUCGCAAACAGAAAGGAGAUUAUGCAGCGGCAUUCGAGACCCAUGAAGACAAAUUUAAGGAUGGAGAGAUGGAUAAAGUGAACAAGUGGAGAAAUGCUUUAAUUGCAGCUGCCAAUUUAUCUGGACAACAUAUCUUGCCUGACCAUGGGUAA